AUUAUGCCGGUCAUGAAAGUAUCUGUGCUGUGUGAAAUAUAGACGAAAAGCAGGGGAACAUUGACAAUAUCAGUCAAACGAACGAGAAAUAUUCAACAGCUCAAAAGUCAGCACAAAAACAGCUUGCACCUGCUGGCUCCAGACUCUAGCUGACCAUCUCCAACUGACAACCAUGUCACAGCUCACGCGGCUCAUGGGACAUGGUGCUCGCUUUUUGACGCACAGGCUGCCUACGAUAUCCAACACAAGAUGCCUUCUCGGUGUCAGCAACGGGUUUGGGAGGAACCGCGACCUGGCAACACCUCAGGGGACGACAACGCCAGCCACACGCUACCUGGCCAGCCCGUUUCUGUUCACACGAAACAGAAGCCUCUGCCACAAGUCCGCACAGCCAACACCAGCGCCAGUGGCCAGCCCCAGCAAGACAGACAGCAAGGCCUCAUCCACAACGGCCACCGAUCUGUUUGGGGAUGCCGCCAACAUGGGGCUGUUUGCCAAGUUCAAGCACAUGUACAAGCAGUAUUGGUAUGUGCUUAUCCCGGUGCAUUGUGUGACAUCGGUUGCCUGGUUUGGCGGCUUCUACUAUCUGUCGAAGAGCGGCGUGGAUGUGCCCUCGCUGCUGCAGUACGUGCAUCUAAGCGAGACAAUUAUUGAGAAGGUGCAGUCCUCCGACAUGGGACACUAUGCCAUUGCAUAUCUGUGCUAUAAGGUGGCCACUCCCUUGCGCUACGCUCUCACAUUGGGCGGCACCACGGUGUCCAUCAAGUAUCUGGUGCAACGGGGCCACAUCAAGCCGAUACCCACAAAGAAUGAACUGAUAAAGAUGUACGAGGACAAGAAGGCAACGCGCGCCAGUGCCAAGGCGGACAAGGCCGAGAAGGAUGGGAGCAAAUGAUCGUUGGACGGUGGCAAAGCUGCCCUCUGGCAGCUCUUGCCAUUGUCCUUGCCGACCUCGAAACGUUUCGCUGCAUGCAAGCGGCUCUCAGUUGACUUGUUGCCUUUUUUGUUAAACUGUUGCCUUAUGCUCGGCAGACGUGGACGUGGAUACUGGUGCUCUACAAACUUAACUUUCCCUCGCCCUCGCCCGGACCACAUCAAACACAGAACACAAAAGCCACCGCCCGCCAGUGAUUGCUCAUCCGGGGAGCGGUCGCCAGGUGGCCGCCUAAAAUGAGGACUAUUGCGACCCUAAGUUGCCCUUAACCACCACCAUCACGCUUAGAGCCUUGAUACAAGAAAUCUUAAAUAUUUUCUAAUUACAUUUAUUUGCCUAGUUCUCUGUUAGUUAUGAAAUCGUUUGAGGUUGCCCGCAGUAGGAACCCACAGACACACCUCCUCAGCCACACACACAGGCAGACACAGACAGACUUUCGGGUGAAUGUGUAGCAGUUAUAUAUUUUUAAAUAUAAGAGUCAGUUGUCGCAAAACAAUAA
This is a messenger RNA of Drosophila guanche, 1433 nucleotides long. RefSeq lists its product as uncharacterized. Lineage: Eukaryota; Metazoa; Arthropoda; Insecta; Diptera; Drosophilidae. The record is from RefSeq and is a predicted model, not a curated record. The coding region runs from base 173 to 895 and encodes 240 amino acids. Gene Ontology annotation, cellular component: mitochondrion. The transcript is spliced from 3 exons.